GCAAACCCAAAUCCACUUCAUCUUCUUCCUCCUUUCCUCCUCCAAGCUCAUCCUUCUUCUUUCUUCUUCUUAUUCUCUCUCUCUCUUCUCCAUGCUUCUUCCUCUCUCAAACGCAGAUCUGGGUUUCAUCACAUAAAUUAAUGAUCUGAAGAAGUUGGUGAUAAUAAGAAAAGCAAUACAAAUCAAUUUUGCCUAAAGGAAAAAAAAAAAAAGAAGAAAAAAUUCAUCUUCUUCCUUCUUUUCUCUUUCGAUAGUUUUGCCUACUCAUUCUCUAUCUACCUUCCUCCUUCCUUUCCUUGCUCAUCCUUCUUCUUUCUUCUUCUUAUUCUUUUUCUCUCUCUUCUCCUUUAUUCUUCCUCUCCAAAUCAAACCCAGAUCUGGGGUAGAAUAUAAGGCAGAGCUUGAUCUCCAACUAUAAUCAUAGCACUCAAAACUGCCUUCCAAAUGGAUCCUACGAAGGGUAAAGUUUGUGUCACAGGUGCUGCCGGCUACCUGGCUUCUUGGCUGAUCAAGCGUCUCCUCCUGUCUGGCUAUCUCGUCGUCGGAACAGUUCGUGAUCUCGGAAAUGAAAAGAAGUUAGCACAUUUAUGGAGGCUAGAAGGAGCCAAGGAGAGAUUGAAACUAGUGAAGGCUGAGUUAAUGGAGGAGGGAAGCUUUGACCAGGCAAUCAUGGGCUGUCAUGGAGUCUUCCACACUGCUUCCCCUGUUUCGAAGCCCUCUUCUGACCCAAAGGCAGAAAUCUUGGAGCCAGCCUUGAAGGGGACAUUGAACGUCCUGCGGUCGUGUAAGAAGAAUCUGGCGCUGAAGCGAGUGGUUCUCACUUCGUCUUCUUCGACUGUUAGGAUUAGAGAUGAUUUCGACCCAAAAGUCUAUCUUGAUGAGUCAUCUUGGAGCUCCAUUGAGCUAUGCGAGAGGUUGCAGGUUUGGUAUGCUCUAUCAAAGACCCUAGCCGAGAAGGUUGCUUGGGACUUCUGCAUCGAGAACAAGAUUGAUCUGGUCACCAUUCUACCUUCUUUUGUUAUCGGACCUAGUCUGCCACCAGAAUUAUGUGCUACCGCAUCCGACGUCCUUGCCUUGCUACAAGGGGAAACAGUGCAAUUCAAGUGGCAUGGGAGGAUGGGAUAUGUUCACAUAGAUGAUGUUGCACAGUGUCACAUCCUUGUUUAUGAGCAUGAAGCUGCUCAGGGGCGAUACAUCUGCAACUCAGCUGUGGUGGAUAACAACGAAUUGGUGUCAUUGCUAUCGGCUCGUUAUCCAUCUCUUCCCAUCCCAAAGAGCCAAGCACCAGAAGCCCCAUAUUUGCCAGAAGCCACUUCUGGACACGUAUCCACGCGGCCUGGACCGUUUGUGUGGCUGCAACGAAUCCCACAUCUGUGAUGGUGCUUUGAAUAACAGGGACAUUUUCCGUCCAGACAUGCUCCCAAAGAUCACUACAUUACAAGAACGUCAUUGUUGUAGCAGUGUUACUGCUUUUUCAUAAAGAUAAGAGAAUAGAAAUAGGUAAGAUCA
Rubroshorea leprosula is the source of this 1509-nucleotide messenger RNA. The record is from the annotation of a GenBank genome assembly. NCBI's taxonomy places the organism in Eukaryota, Viridiplantae, Streptophyta, Magnoliopsida, Malvales, Dipterocarpaceae.